Molecule: messenger RNA, 1744 nt
Organism: Desarmillaria tabescens
Lineage: Eukaryota; Fungi; Basidiomycota; Agaricomycetes; Agaricales; Physalacriaceae
Product: cytochrome P450
Exons: 15
Coding region: 96-1712 (538 amino acids)
Molecular function (GO): monooxygenase activity; oxidoreductase activity, acting on paired donors, with incorporation or reduction of molecular oxygen; heme binding
Source: RefSeq, a predicted model, not a curated record
CUUCACCAAAAUCCGGGACUUGUUCAUGACGGACUCAGUUGUGUACACUGAUAAAAGCCCGUGCUUAUUAGCAUCCUCCCGUCGAACCGUACGACAUGCAAUCCGUCACACAUUACUUUGUCUUCCCUGCAGUCGCAUUGUUCCUCACCUUGGUGUUUCUACUCUUUAGAGGACGCAAAUCUAUAGUCUGGAAGAUUCUUGGACCUCCGAGUCCUUCAGCUCUCUUUGGUCAUGAACACCUCCUUCGCGCACGUCAGCACGUCGGAGAUUUGGAGAUGAAAUGGUAUCAGCAAUAUGGCGCCGUAUACCGCACUAAGGGAUGCUUCGGGCAAGAUGUUUUAUCCGUUGCUGACCCGAAAGCGUUGCAAUAUAUAUUCCGUUCCUCUGGAUAUCGAUUCCCAAAAACGAGAGAUACGGAUCGUCUCAACAGGGCUGCCAUGGGACCGGGAUUAGUCACUGUGAAGGACGAAAUCCACCAACGCCAACGGAAAAUCCUCGGUCCUGCUUUCACAGCAUCUCAACUGCGCCUCUUUCUGAACGUCUUCCAGGCGUCAGCUGCGAAGCUCACAGAGCAGAUCAACCAACGCGUCGAGAAUGCCAGAGUACUUAAUAUGCUCGAAUGGACGAGCAAAGCUGCGCUGGAUAUUAUAGGCAUCACGUCUUUCCGAUACGAGUUCAACUCGCUCAAUGGUGGACAGACUGAACUGAUGGCUGCGCUUAAUAAUCUUUUCGGCGAGUCUAUGAUGUGGCCAACGUCACUGGAGCUUUUGUAUACCGCGCUCUGGCGGAUACUUCCUGGAUGGUUGCUAGUACCGCUCGAAAGGAUACCCAGUAGAGCAACUUUGCGGAUGAGUCACUUUAAAAAAGUAGCGAUGAAGGUGUCACGGCCCAUUUACGAGAAGCAGCUGAAAGAAGUGGUGAACGAUGUCAAUCCGGCUGAGAAGGACGUCGUUAAUGUCCUCGCAAUGUCUCAUCUCAACGACGAUGCCAAGAAGCAGAUGAAUGAUGGAGAAAUCGAUUCUCAGCUGGCGACGUUCGUAUUAGCCGGCCAUGACACGACCGCAAACACCAUGGCCUGGCUUUUGUAUGAGCUGAGUCUUCAUCCUGAGGAUCAAGCCAAGAUACGUGAAGAGAUUUCUCGAACGAAAUUGAAUGCCUCCGGAGCUCUCACAUCGAACGAUUACGAUUCGAUGUUGUGGCUAAAUGCUUGUAUUAAAGAGGUUCUCCGAUUCCAUCCUCUGGGGCAUAUCCUGUUCCGUCAACCCGCCCAGGAUGACGUCCUGCCUCUCUCCGAGCCUAUAACUACUUCGGAUGGCCAAGUGUACUCGCAGAUCCCUAUUUCCAAGGGACAAGUUGUCAUGACUUCCAUCUAUACCUACAACCGACUUCCGUCUGUGUGGGGCGAAGAUGCCGACGAGUGGAAUCCCCAGCGUUUUCUUGAUGGAAGGGAAGUUAAUCAAACCUCUCUGGGAGUCUAUUCGAAUCUGCUGACCUUUAGCGCUGGUAUUCGUGGAUGCCUUGGAUGGCGAUUUGCUGUCAUGGAGCUGCAAUCUGUGGUAACAGAGCUCUUGAGUAACUUCGAAUUCAGUAUGCUGAAGGGAGCUUCCAAAUUGCAGCAUGGCCCUGCUGGUACGGCUUUGAUCCCCAUUGUUCCAGGGAAGGCAGAGGAAGGAGCGCAAGUCCCGUUACUUGUAACUGCGCUUAACAAAUAGGGCUCUGAUUUAAUAUUGGAAGUCGCAGAUUA